AUGAACGGUACCUCUCCGAAAAUCAAGGCCGAACCUUUCCCGCAGCCAGUGAGCAGUCCUGAAAGACUGACGCUCUCUCCAACAAAUUCCCAUCCUCAAGAUAAGGGCCACAGACGUAGACGGUCCUCGUCGUUGAUCUCUAAGGUGGAGCCCGAAAGCUUUGAGACCAAGCAAGACCAGGAUAUCCAGGAUAACAUGAACGCAAACUGGGUCCAUUUUAAAGGUGCUUGGUUGAUCCAUAUUGUCAUUAUAAUGUUGCUAAAGUUCUUCUACGACUUGAUACCAAUUUACACAAACGAAAUCAGCUGGACCCUAACUAACGUCACCUAUGUCAUUGGCUCUUACAUCAUGUUCCACCAAAUCAAAGGCACCCCCUUUGAUUUCAAUAAUGGCGCUUAUGAUAACCUUAACAUGUGGGAACAAAUAGAUAACGGGGCCCAAUUCACACCUGUUAAAAAGUUCUUACUUGGCGUGCCAAUAGCAUUGUUCUUAAUAUCAACUCACUACUCCAAUUACGACUUGACCCUAUUUGUGGUCAACCUGGUGGCGUGCCUUGUGGUUGUCAUACCAAAACUCCCAUUCAGUCAUCGUCUUAGAGUUAAUAUUCCCUACUUGACUGAUCAACAGAUUGUCCCCGGAAUAUGA
Messenger RNA from Pichia kudriavzevii, 645 nucleotides. RefSeq lists its product as uncharacterized. The coding region runs from base 1 to 645 and encodes 214 amino acids. NCBI's taxonomy places the organism in Eukaryota, Fungi, Ascomycota, Pichiomycetes, Pichiales, Pichiaceae. Gene Ontology annotation, cellular component: endoplasmic reticulum membrane. Gene Ontology annotation, biological process: negative regulation of ceramide biosynthetic process; ceramide metabolic process; intracellular sphingolipid homeostasis. The transcript has a single exon. The record is from RefSeq and is a predicted model, not a curated record.